AUGUCUGCGAACAACCGUAAAGCCUCUAGACUUCCUACAAGUCGUAUUCAGUUCGUUCUAAAUUCUCCACGUAAAAUUAAAAAUGCCCAGGCACCUUUAAGAAAACUCGUGGGAACUACUGAAGGAAAACGUCCUGGUGCCAUAAAUAAGAAUUCCUCAUUUUCUUUAAAAAAGAAAAAUACCGCUUCUAUUAUUGGAAAUAAAAAUGAUAAAAAUGUGCGUUCGAUUCCUCAAAAAGCAUCCCUAUCAAAUGUUCGUUCAAUCCCUUUUGAAUCGAGUUACACUAAAAAAGCACCUUCAACAAGUGGUUCAUUCAAAAACGUUCGUAGUCGUAUUCAAUACCCACCCCCUCCACCCCCUCUACCUUUACCACCCUCCCCAACCAAAAUCUUAAAAGAACAGAGCGCUGCACUUAAAGCUCACCUUCAAGAGUUAUAUAAAGAAAAAGAAUAUUAUGCCACAAUAAACGCACAAAAACAAAAUGAAAUCCAAGAAAUUCGACGCGCACAAGAAGAAUACAUUGAAGAAAUUGAAAACAAAAAUCAAAAAAUUAUUGAAGUACAAACUCAUAGGAAAGAUCUUGAAGCCGAAAUUGAAACUGUAAUGCAACAAACCGAUAUUUUGUUAGUCGAGAAAAAAGAAUUGAUUUCUAAAAUUAACUCUCAUAAAAAUGAAUUAGAAGAAAAACAGAAUACUAUUAAACAACAAGCUGAAACAAUCGAAAGUAAUUCAAAUCAUAUUCUAGAAUUGACAAGCAAUUUACAAGAUCGUGAACGUGAAAGACGGGAUCUUCAUAAUCUCCUUCAAGAUCUUAAAGGAAAUAUUCGUGUUUUUUGUCGCGUACGUCCACCUCUUCCAUCAGAAAGUAAUGAUCUUGCUAUUUUAAAAUUUCCUAAAGAGUUACCAGUCAAUAAAAGAAUUUCUAUCGCUUCAAUCAAAAUUAAUUAUUUGGGAAAGAAAAGAGAACAAUUUAAAGAUUAUGAAUUUGAUCAGGUGUUUGAUCAUGAAGCAACACAAAAAGAUGUAUUUAAUGAAGUUUCUCAUAUAGUUCAAUCAGUUGUAGAUGGAUAUAAUGGAUGUAUUUUUGCUUAUGGACAAACUGGAGCAGGAAAGACUUAUACGAUGGCAGGUCCCAAUGAUCCAACCCCUGAAACUGAAGGAAUGAUUCCUCGUGCAGUUGGUUUGAUUUAUGAUCUUAUGCAAAAUCUAAAGGCACAACGUUGGAAAUUUAAAAUGGAAGGACAAUUUAUAGAAAUUUAUAAUGAUUCUAUUCGUGAUUUACUUGCUAUUAAUCCUUCAUCAUCGAGUAACAUAAAAUAUAAAACUGCUCAUGACGAGAGUACAGGAACAACCCAAAUUUUAAACGCAAGGACUGUGAAUCUUGAUUCUCCUGAAACUCUUAAUCGAGUUUUAAAGACGGCCACCCAAAAUCGGGCGGUAGCUGCGACAAAAUGUAACUCACGUUCUUCGCGUAGUCAUAGUGUGUUUAUGAUUCGAUUAACUGGAACCAACGAAAAUUUAAAUGAAACCAGAGUUGGAUCAUUAAAUUUGAUUGACUUGGCAGGUUCAGAACGACUCUCAAAAUCUGAAUCUAAAGGGAAUCAAUUACAAGAAGCCAAACAUAUCAACUCAAGUUUAAGUCAUCUUAAAACAGUUAUUGAAGGAAUUAGAAAAGAUUCAAGUCACGUAAACUUCCGUGAUUCACCAUUAACGUGGCUUUUAAAGAAUUCUCUUGCUUCCCCUCCUUCAUCACUUCCAAAUCUCCCUAGACAAUCAAAGGCAGACCAGAUCGUUCAGGCGCGUCUCGUAGAAUAUGAUAUACAAAAUAGUGGAAAAACUUCACAAAAUACUAAUUUGACAAUACGCCAGACAACGUAUCAUUCAAAAAAGCCCAAUAAAUGGUUAUGGGAUUCAGAUGUCUAUAAAGAUGAUCUCAAAUAUUGGCGUCAAAUGGCACAACCUUAUAUGGGAACCUCCCCAUUGCCUAUGAAUAUAGAAUUUUAUUUGGAUACUUCAGAGUUGAGCAAAAAUCAGGUUUUAGUGUUAACAGAUGAAAUUUUAAGAAGACGAAGGAUAGAUUUAAAUAAUUUAAAUGAUAGUAAUGGUUCAAAUUCAAAUGGAAAUAAUAACAAAAUCACAAAGAAUAUCAUGUUGGAAAGUUGGCAGUUGACUUUAAGUCAUCCAUUACCUGACCCACUGCCAGAUCUCCCUGUUGUCUAUAAGAAAUCUAUUGCAUUUUUUCGUUCUUUGUAUGCUUUUGUUAGGUUAUUACCAUCUUAUCGAUUAUACAAGAGAAUAAGAAAAAUGAAAUUUAAUUCUUUGAAAAUUGGGUAUAGAUUUGUAUUACCAUCCAAUAAUAACACCCAACGUGAUAUUGGAAUAGAUAUACCAAUAAUAGAGGGAGAAACUAGAUCUACUGCAUCAGAGUUCAGAUUUAGUCCUAUUGACACACCAUUAGGUGUCCUAGCUCUCAAAGUUUUAUAUCGAACAAAUUGUGAAUUUCACGUUGAUGAACCUGAAACAUUAUUAAGUUCAAAAUUCAUAUUUGACAUGGACGAAAAUUAUUUUACACCCACAAUGGCACGUUAUUAUCAACAAGAGCAACAACAAAAGCCAGAGAAAGAUGAAAGACGUAAUAGUGUUCCAACCAGAAUGGAUGUUUGUAUUACUCCUCCUACUGGAUUCAAUUAUUUGAGUUCAUCUCCACAAUUUACAAAUAGUCAUUUAAUUGGUGGAACUUUGCCUACUAGAUCACUUAGUUCUCCAAGAUCAAAUCCCGAUCUCCAUAAUGAUCUUACUUUUCCUAAAAUAUAUACACCAUCUCGUUCUACUGCUUAUGGAUCUGGUCAAUCAAAUCUGUCUGCCCCAUCUUUAUCAUUUAAGUCACCAGAUUCAAGACGUCUAUCUAACGCUUCCUUAGAACCACCUAUAUCGAGGUCGAGUACGUCACGAAAUGAGCGUGAACCUCUAUUUCCAACAUUAUCUUCUAUACCGACAACACGACCUAAUGUUACCAUGGUGCAACCAUUUAAAUCGCCAUCUUUAUCACCUACACCAAUAAAUCAUGACAUAAAUCCACCAUCACCAACAUUUUAUGAUCGUCCAUUACAUCGUUCACCAUCUCAAUUGUCUCUUCAACAACGUAACCUUUAUCAAUCAUCCUCCGCGAGACCUUUAUCCAUUAAUAGUGGUGCUCAGACAUUAUCUUCCUCAGUAAGAUCGACCUCAUCAGUAGGAAGCCCUAGUGGAUUUCCAAGAUUUUCAUCUAGUUUCAAUCAUCAAAAGUAUGAAAGAUCUGGUGGCUCUACUACAAGGGAACGGGAUGGUAGUUUUUCGGGUCGAAGAUAUUCUAGAUCAAGUUUGACGAAUAAGAGUGACGGUUCAACUAGUGACCGAGGAUCAUAUAAUUCAUCGUUCUUUGCAUCACUUGAUCCGGAUGAUGAUGUAGCUGAAUUUGUACAAAUGAUAAAUACACGUGAACCACUAAAAAUGUUUAGCAGAAGCCCAACUGGAUUGGACGAUGCCAAUAAUUCAGGGCGAAAUCCGUCUGGUCGAACUCAGAUACAAUUAUCCCGUUUUCAAAAAUUAAAAGAGACACAUAAUAAUUUACCAGAGUCUAUGGCUUCAAUGAGUUUACAAAAUAAUCUAGAACCACCAGGUGGAUUAGGACUUGGUACUUCAAUUCGAAUACCUCAGGCGAGUAUAGGGAAUAUGGGUGGUUAUUCAGCUUAUCAUUUAGAUUCACCUUCUACUUUGGAAACUCAAAACAAUGAUGAUUCAUUAUAUCAAGAAUCAAAUUCUGAUUCAAUAAAACAUCAUGAUGAAAGACCUGCGGAAGUUAAUUCAAAAACUUUAAGUGGUGAAAACCAACAUAUUAAGAAUUAUAAUAAUUAUCUUGAUGGAUCACCUGCAUCAGGUAAUUCUUCACGUGCAGAUGAAGAAUUAAUUUUUAUCUGCAGGGAAGAAGCGUGGUUGACAUGGUUGAAAAAUGAUAUUGAAAAGUGA
This is a messenger RNA of Diversispora eburnea, 4005 nucleotides long. The record is from the annotation of a GenBank genome assembly. Lineage: Eukaryota; Fungi; Glomeromycota; Glomeromycetes; Diversisporales; Diversisporaceae.